UUCCCACAACGCAUUGCGCGCUGCUCAGGGUCUCUGAAUGACAGAAAGGACAUGAAUAAAUGCGUGUGUGUGGUAGGGAAGUCACAUCAUGCCGGAUCUAAUCACUCCUGUAUGUAGCUGUGCACAUUUCUCAUGGCGCGCUGUGUGUUUAGCCACAGGACGGGUACGACUUUGAUUAGUUUAGCAGGUCAGUCAGUAGACAUCCCUUAGCAAAGCUAACGUUAGCUGACUCACGUUUGGUGACUACCGUAACACUUCACAAGCUAAUACGAAACAUUUGAGUUUUAGGAGGUCGGUCUGUGAUUUCUCCCCUAUAAAGCUUCUUUGUAAAUGUGACUGAGCAUGUGCAGCUGAUUUAUUUAUUUUUUCUUCAAUGUUUUCAGCUGCUGAACCGAUGGGAUGUUGAAGUCAGGUCCCUGUCAGACUGUGGUCUUGUCUCUCUGUUGGCAGACCGUUGGGAGCAGAAGCUUGUUUGGGAUGCAGCGGUUAGUGUGCGCUAGAGUCUUCCGGCAGACUGCUGUCCUGCUGCAGAUCAGUCCUCCGCCCCGCAGCCGUCCCGCGGCCCACAGCUGCUGGAAACACAUGAGCUCUCAGAGAAACACCAGCAGAGAUCAUCCGGGAAGCCCUGCUCCAGGGCAGGAGGAUCCGGACCCUCUGCAGGACAAAUCCAGUGGCCUCAUUCAGAGAUUCAAGAAAACCUUUAAGCAGUACGGCAAAGUCGUGAUCCCUGUGCACCUGCUGACCUCUACAGUGUGGUUCGGCACUUUUUACUACGCUGCAAUGAAAGGAGUGAAUUUGGUGCCAUUUCUCGAGUACGUUGGGUUUCCUGAUAAGGUGGUGAAACUCCUGGAGAAUUCUCAGAGCGGCUACGCACUGACCGCUUAUGCCAUGUACAAGAUCGCCACACCUGCGCGCUACACGGUGACUCUCGGAGGAACGUCGCUGUCUGUGAAGUACCUGAGGAAGCACGGGUACAUGUCCACCCCUCCGCCCGUGAAGGAAUACCUGCAGGAGAAGAUGGAGGAGACCAAAGAGAGGAUCUCUGGGAAAAUGGAGGAGACCAAGGAUCGUAUAUCCGAGAGGAUGGAGGAAACGAAAGACAAAUUCACAGAAAAACUUCAAGAAACCAAAGACAAAGUGUCUUUCCGAAAGAAAAAGGAAUAGGUUUAUAGACUUACAAAAGUCACGAAGUGACUUUAUCCCCCCAUAAUUUCAUUUAGAUUCACGUUAUUUAACAAUAUAAUGCACUUAAGGAAACAACAUGUCUUAUGCAUAUAUGAAGAAGUGUAAUGUAGCCUGUAAGCUCUACACUUACUGUUCACAAAAUCUGCUAAACUAUCACAAGUGAGAUUCAUAAGUUGACCAUAGUUUCUAGAUAUAAAAUAUCACAGUCUGCUGAAAGCCGUUGGACUCUACUUGAAGUGUUUUUAACGGAUGAGAGUGUGUUUUCUAAAGAGAACGGCAGGUGUAGUGUGUCCAGUAUCGUAUAUGUAAUAUUUGGUUGACUUUACCACAUAGCACUGGCUCUUUCAGUUCAUGCAUUUGUGAAAUGUUAUUUCAAUUAUGGAUUCUAAACAGCACAGACUUGUCACAUACGUUGCUGAGAAUGAAAUGGUUGUGUCAUAAAAUCUUGGCUGCGUCUGAAAGCCUAGGCAGCUGACUUGCUGCCUUAUGAGGCAAUGACUUUGCAGGCAGCGUUUUUGGACAA
Sinocyclocheilus anshuiensis is the source of this 1708-nucleotide messenger RNA. RefSeq lists its product as uncharacterized. The transcript has 4 exons. Lineage: Eukaryota; Metazoa; Chordata; Actinopteri; Cypriniformes; Cyprinidae. Bases 400 to 1164 code for a protein of 254 amino acids. Gene Ontology annotation, cellular component: mitochondrion. The record is from RefSeq and is a predicted model, not a curated record.